AUGACUACAUUUAUUUCAAGAAUUGGUACUAAUACUAUUCGCUCACGAGUGGUGGGAAAUUUAACCCAAAAUAGUGAUAAGCACAGACGCUUAUUCAGUCAAAAUAGUCGGGUCCAUCCAUUGAAAUCCUUGAUUCCGUUUGUCGUUGAGCAGACGGCUCGUGGAGAGAGAUCAUAUGAUAUAUUCUCAAGGUUGCUCAAAGAACGAAUUGUAUGUUUGAAUGGAGAAGUAGACGACAGUGUUGCUGCUGUGAUUACAGCGCAAAUCUUGUUUCUAGAGGCCGAAAAUCCCGAGAAACCAAUACAUUUAUACAUCAAUAGUCCAGGCGGAGAAGUGACAGCUGGAAUGGCCAUAUAUGAUACAAUGCAGUAUAUCCAGUGUCCUGUGUCAACAUUAUGCAAUGGACAAGCAUGUUCUAUGGGUUCAUUGUUAUUAGCUGCAGGCGAACCAGGACAGCGAUAUACGCUUCCACAUUCUAGAAUAAUGAUUCACCAACCAAUAGGGGGUACUUACGGUCAAGCAAGCGACAUUGCAAUCCAGGCUAAAGAGAUUUUACGUAUUAGAGAUCAAUUAAAUCGGAUUUAUCAAAAGCACACCAAGAAACAUACUCUAGCGGAUAUUGAAAAAGCAGUUGAACGAGAUUAUUUUAUGAGCGCCGAAGAAGCGCUUGAAUUUGGUUUAGUAGAUAAAAUAUUAGAGAAAAGAAAGAUCAAAUCUGAAGACAAGGUUGAUGAAAAGUGA
Molecule: messenger RNA, 741 nt
Organism: Paraglomus brasilianum
Lineage: Eukaryota; Fungi; Glomeromycota; Glomeromycetes; Paraglomerales; Paraglomeraceae
Source: the annotation of a GenBank genome assembly